GCUUGCUUCUACCCUACCGAACGCAACACACACACAUUACACAAGGAUAACGUAAUGUAUCGUAAAAUUUUUCUCAAAAGUCUGAAAAUCUUUGGGAAAUUUUGCAAUUACGGUGAUUUUAAUUACUGUACAUCGUAAUCAAAUGUAUAGUUGACAAGUGAUUGUACAAAUUUAGCUAUUGACUCAUAAUGAAAAUGGACUAAAAACAUAACUAAAGAAUCGUAAUCAUGAUGGAUUUUCCGAAGCCGCCGCAAGAUAUAGAAUUAAAAAACAUUAUCGACAAAUUGGCUCAAUUUGUUGCUCGCAAUGGGCCAGAUUUUGAAGACAUGACUAAAAAUAAACAAAAAGGAAAUCCAAAAUUUGAUUUUUUAUUUGGAGGCGAACAUUACCAUUAUUAUAGGUAUAAAGUAAAUAGUGAACAGGCAUUUAUGAACGCGGAAAUGAAUAUGCACAACGCCAACCCUGCAACUAUAAAUAUUCCAUCGCCUUGGUUGAAUCCACCGCCACCUAAUAAUAUACAAACUGAUUCGUUGACCGCGCAGCAGGUUGCUCUAAAUGACCAGAUUCGUGAGAGUGAGACCAAUUUGAAUGCUCAACACGAAGUUAUGUUACAACAACAACAAAUCCAAAUCGAAGAAGCCAUAAAUAAAGUGAUAGAUAACGAUUUGAGAAAAGAAGCUGUCGAUUGUGGUAUCGAUUUCAAUGAGUUUGAUAACGUUCUGCAACCUAUUAUCGAUACCUGUACUAAAGACGCGAUUUCCGCCGGCAAGUCGUGGAUUAUACAAAGAGCGACAGCACCUACUCCGAAUGCUGUUAUUGCCAAUUAUUUACUUAAAAAAGUUUUAGAUUCAAACGCCACGUUUAACAAACGACUGCAUAUUAUUUAUUUACUGAACGAUACGCUACAUCAUUGUUUACGAAGGAACGCCGACGAGCUACGUAAAUCUUUGGAAGAUGUGGUUGUUCCGAUGUUCUGCACAGCAGCUUCAAACGUUAACGACGAUCAACAGCAGAAAUUGCAAAAGUUAUUAAAUUUAUGGGAAAAUAAAAAUCAUUACUUCAGCAAGGAAGUUAUAGAAAAAUUGAAAAAACCUAUCGAAUCUAUAGCCGAGUAUAAGGCUGAAUUAUUGGAUAAUAAUCCCGAUAUCGUCGAACAAAUUACCAGUUCCAAUAAAAGCACCUAUCAGCAUUACCAGUCUCAGCAUCAAGCUUUCGUUAGUCACGCAUUGCAACAAAUCCAGAGUUUGGAAAAACAAAAACAAGUCAUCGAACAGCAAAAACACCAAAUCGUCCAAUCACUUCCGCCUCAUCUACCGCCAGCCGGUAAAGAUCCUCGAUUACUGAAAUAUUCUAAUACCGCGUUAUCUGACGAACCCUCAUCACCUAACUCCUUAUUUCCAGUCUCCAUGCAACCGCUACCGCUGAACAAUGUUCCGCAGACGCCGGAAGAUCGAAAAUCUCACAUGAUUUCACCUCAAACUCCACAUUCACAUCCACCUCCUCUUAUGCAUAAUUUUGAUCCGCGACAGCACAAUCGAGGACCACCUCCUAAUGACAUUCGUUCCGAUCCACCUCUCUCCGAACGUCUGGCACAUAUAAUGCAAAAUCAAGUCAACCACGAUCCUAGACUUCAGCCAGGUUCCCAGUUCCGUAAUCAGAACAAAGAUCAGGAUAGAUUUCAUCAAAAUAUCGUACCGAAUACGCAAGAGCCUCCGCCGGCGCCGAGUUUCAAACCAGAACCUCCUCCUCCUCUCAGGCAGGAUGUCGGCGGCUCCGGUCGUGGUAGCAGUGAUAAUGGUACGGACGCUUUUAAUCAUCACGUUAAUAAUACGAACAACUUCCAAGAUAUACCAGCUGAGGUGCCGAAUUCGCAACUACCGUUCAAUCAACCUCCACCGUCAGUAUUCCCAGGGCCUCCUUCGGCGCCUCCGUCGAAUCCACCUCCUCUGGCAUUUCCGCCUCGUAAGUCCGCCGAUGUUGCUUUGCCGGAUUUGAGCCGACCGCCUCCUAAUUUUAAUAAUACCAAUAGUACAUCUUCGAUUCCACCUUUGAUGAGUUUACCACCUCCUGAUUUCCUACCUGACGAUUUGUUGCCUUCGUUGCCGUAUUACGAUCUACCUGCCGGAUUAAUGGUACCUCUGGUCAAGUUGGAAGACUCGGGAUAUAAACCGUUGAAUCCAGAAGACAUCAGGUUACCUCCUCCGGCACCUCCCUCGGAAAGAUUACUAGCGGCAGUUAAAGCCUUUUAUACACCACCUGGACACGAUAGACCACGCGACAGUGAAGGAUGGGAGAAAUUAGGACUGUACGAGUACUAUCGCGCCAAAAGUAUAGCUAAACAACAAAAGCAGGAAGAUAUCGCUUCGGGUAGACGUCUCAGAUCGAAAUCUCCGUCUCCGAUUGUUCGACCCAAGUCAAGAAGUAGAUCUCCGGUUGUGAAUAGAAAACGUUACAGAAGUCGCAGUCGAUCAAGAUCAAAAGAACGAAGAUCGAGAAGUCCGCCUCCGACUCGCAACAAGACUACGAAUAAUAGAAGAUCACCUCCAAGCAGAAGAAGUAAUCGAGAUAGGCGAAGAGACCGGUCCAGAUCGAGAUCAAGAUCUAGGUCUAGGUCUAGGUCUAGGUCGAGAUCGAGAUCAACGUCACCAAUUAUGCAUCAGGAUAUUCAGCGGAGUCCAACGCCACCAUCUUUUCUCAAUUCAUCUUACAGUAAAGUAAACGAUAAAUUGGACGAGUCAAACAAAGGACACCAAUUGUUACGUAAAAUGGGCUGGGGAGGAGCCGGACUGGGCGCUAAAGAACAAGGAAUUGAAGCACCGAUCAGCGCUGGGGAGGUUCGCGAUAGAACAGAUCAGUAUAAAGGUGUAGGUAUUAAUUUGAGCGAUCCAUACGAGAAUUUCAGAAAAAGUAAAGGACAAGCGUUUAUUACACGGAUGAAAGAGCGAGCCGAAGAACGUUUAGCAAAUAAUGGCUAGAUUAACGGUAUGAUGUACCUACUACCUAACUACAACUACGUACGUGUAUUUUGCUCGUAGUCGUGUGUACUGUCGUUAUGAAUAAUCGUAUUGUGAUCGAUAGUCGUUAGCGUUUGAUCGAGCCGAGAAGCGUCAUGCGACGCGGGAAUUUGUCGAUUUAAUAUCUGUGAUAACGUAGAAUUUUCUUCGUCUUCGGAUGCCGAAAAAUUCUACAAAAUUUCCCUAUAAUUGACAAAUUUCCUACCUUUUUUCUUCUCUCUUGUAGAUAAUUUUAAUACUGUUGUAGGUAUCGGCUUCUUUAUGAAUAAUCGUACCUUUCGGAUACAUUUUUCUUUUCGUUUAUUUUUUCGAACGAUUUUAAUGAUCUAACUUAUUAUUUCAAUUCUCUGCCAGUUACGAAAAGAAAGUUUAUAUCUAAGAUUAGAUGUACCUAGACUUACUAGUACGUUUAAGUUUUAUUAUGCGCUCAGGUAUGCGUAGAGUUGAACUUUUGUACAAAUGAAGCAUUUUAAUGAAUAAUAAGCUCUCGCGGUAAAGAGUUGGUUCAAGUUUUUAAAAAAACAAAACCACGUUUUUAUACCCUCGUUUUUAUUUCAUUUUUCUUUGUGUUUAAUAAUUUAUUGAAUGUGUAAGUAAUCGAAUGAUUGCUCAAAAAGGUGUGCGAAGCAACGACGACAAUGUACGUAUUAAGUUAAGAAUCGUAUUGUGAAAGUGUACCUGUACACGAAAUCUUAUUGUAACAUUCUUUCAUUGUAAGUUUGUUCAUUAGAACGAUUAAUUUAUUAAAAAAACAAAGAUUGUUUA
Molecule: messenger RNA, 3779 nt
Organism: Planococcus citri (citrus mealybug)
Lineage: Eukaryota; Metazoa; Arthropoda; Insecta; Hemiptera; Pseudococcidae
Gene: scaf6
Product: calcium homeostasis endoplasmic reticulum protein
Exons: 14
Coding region: 228-2975 (915 amino acids)
Biological process (GO): intracellular calcium ion homeostasis; RNA processing
Cellular component (GO): perinuclear region of cytoplasm
Molecular function (GO): RNA binding
Source: RefSeq, a predicted model, not a curated record